Messenger RNA from Xenia sp. Carnegie-2017, 504 nucleotides. Its product is annotated as enteropeptidase-like. Bases 1 to 504 code for a protein of 167 amino acids. Lineage: Eukaryota; Metazoa; Cnidaria; Anthozoa; Malacalcyonacea; Xeniidae. Gene Ontology annotation, cellular component: membrane. The transcript has 4 exons. The record is from RefSeq and is a predicted model, not a curated record.
AUGAAUCAACGGUCGGCCACAGAAUGUUACUCGUACUGGAUUUUGCUGACUUUUCGUAGUAUUCCUUUAAUACGAUCGUCUAUUAACUGCAUUUUUGAUGAUGGUUUUUGCAACCAGACAAAGACAGAUAAUUGGGUAAGAACUAAUGGGGCAUCAGGAAUUAAUCGUCCUACCUUCGAUCAUACAACAGGCACUUCAACAGGUUACUUUAUUUUGCUACAAACGAACUAUAACGAAAGAAUUCAGUCUGGAAGUAUCACUUUCAAUUUGACUGCAAAUGUAACAAAGUCUUGUUUAAGUUUUUGGUAUCAAAGCUCUGGCAAUACGAGUGCUCCAAAUACUAUUGGCGUUUAUUUGAUCUCAAAUGAACGAGUCAUGCUCAUGUGGAAUGAUACGCUAAAGCAGGAUUUGUUUUGGAACAAAGCUCAGUCAACUGUAAAUCUUACUCAUGGAAAUUAUAGAGUAAGUAGUGCUAUAGAAAACGAUCAAAUGCAUAAGUCAUAA